CCGAAUGCCACUUUAGCAUAAACGGCGCCUAAACAGCUGUAGUUGGGGAACUGGGAGAGAGCUCUCAAUCAAGAGUGUGACGUCAGAGUUUCGUCAUAAUUCAAGUCCGACAAAAUAGCGGUUCGCAAGGGGGGUGAUGUAUGAUUGAGAAUUGAAUUUUAUCAAAGAACUAAGUUAAAAAAUGAAGGAGAAAGUGGUUAUCAUCAUUGAAGAUGACAGCGAUGAGUCAACUGUAUAUAACGUAAGAGAAGACGGGGUGAUCGAGAUUUCUGAUGCAGAAGAGAAGAAUAUGUGCCAGGGAAACUGCACGAGCAUUAAUACAAACCAACUAGUCCAACCAUCAUCUUCAAAUGAAAACAAACCCUGGAUAAACCACUUUAAUAGGAAGAACGUUAAGUCAUUACCCCCUGACAGAAUCGAAAGUAAACCCUCGACAUCAACAAGCCCAGCUAUAUUAAACACGCCACAGUUUACUGAAGGGAAAAGAUCUAUCUUGACGGAUAAGAACAGUUCAAAUCAUUCAUUCUCAGCAACUAAUAACAAUGGGAACUUAUCAGUGGCAAUGGCAAACCACAAAGAUAUACCUUGCACAGCCAAGAGCAGAAGUUAUUGUGUUAAUGGUUCGUUAAAAAGGAAAAAUUGCUCAAACAAUCCUGAUAGUCAACCUAAAAGACAUUGUACAGAACAGGCUAAUUCUUAUACUAGUGAGACAAACUUGGCGGCAGCUCAACAUAUUCUGUUUAUUGAUCUUGACAACUGGGGAAGAUUCCUAUCUUUGCCUCAUCCUCUUCAUCCAAAGCUAUUUGUUUUGGGCUUUUGCGGUGGCGAUUACACGGAGAAAAAAUCAUCAUGGUCUCGGCAUUUACGAAAACUUAUGGAAGAAAAACGAUUUUACAAGCAUCCCAAGUGUGGAAAAGGGAAAAACGCUGCAGACAUUGCAUUGUGUAUUCAUGCAGGAAGGUUGGACUUGCAAUUACCGAAGCAUAUUCCAUUCACAGUGUUAUCAGGAGAUAGAGAUUUUCGUGAACUGAAAGAGCAGUUAAGUCUCUUCCAACGCCAGGUUAAUUUAAUCGAUCCACAUCAAGAGGAUGAAACCAAAUUGUAUAAAACAUUAUCAAUGAUUGGAAGAAACUAACUCUGUUGAAGGUUGUUCAUCAAAUGAAUGCCAUGCUUCUCUUGUCAAGACCAAUGUUGAUUUAGGGAAUUUGCAACCUGAAACUACAUGUAUAUUAUGUGCAGGACUAAAGAUGUUGUGUUAUCUUUUAAAGAAGCAGUACAAACAUAACAAUUGCAUGUGUUUGGGUUUAUUUUAUGAACAAAUGUACAAAAAUACCACAUGUUUCUGUGGAAAUAUGUAAAUGUUGUUGAUAUAAAAAAGAUUGGGUUUAUUUUAUGAA
Messenger RNA from Dendronephthya gigantea, 1397 nucleotides. RefSeq lists its product as uncharacterized. The transcript has a single exon. The coding region runs from base 182 to 1135 and encodes 317 amino acids. NCBI's taxonomy places the organism in Eukaryota, Metazoa, Cnidaria, Anthozoa, Malacalcyonacea, Nephtheidae. The record is from RefSeq and is a predicted model, not a curated record.